AUGACUUCAAUUUUUAGCAUUCUCUCCAUCACUCUCUUCCUUGCCUUAGUUUUCCAAGCUAAUGGUUAUUGUGAUUUAAGUUCUAUUGGUGUUACACAAACCAAGACAUCAGGAUCAGUGUGGAAAGUUACUGUGACCAACAAUUGUAUUUGCACUCAAACUGAUGUGAAGUUGAAUACCAAUGGAUUUAAAUCAAGCACACUUGUUGAUCCAGCAAUUCUUAGCCAAGAUGGUCUUCUUAUCCAAGGAGCACCACUUUAUCAAUACAAAUCUGUCACCUUUACCUAUACUUCUCAAUCUGAGUUUAAAUUUACACCAGUUUUUUCUGUAAUUGCAUGUUCUUAA
Messenger RNA from Vicia faba (fava bean), 345 nucleotides. The record is from the annotation of a GenBank genome assembly. NCBI's taxonomy places the organism in Eukaryota, Viridiplantae, Streptophyta, Magnoliopsida, Fabales, Fabaceae.